AUGCCUCACUCCGUUCCUGUGCCCUUCUCAGGGUUCCAGGCCAUCAUAUUGUGUGGUCCUGGAGUUUCGCUCAAUACCUUUACAUCGAACCCUGAAGAGUUCCCAAAAGCUCUUAUACCAAUCGCCAAUAGGCCGAUGGUAUGGUAUCCUCUAGAUUGGUGUUAUCGGAUGGGCAUAACCAAUAUUACAUUAGUGACUCCCCCAGCUAGUCAAGCUCCUCUCGAAGCAGCGCUUUCCCAAAACCCGCACCUUACAUCCCUUCCCGCGCCUUCACCAUCUGUGCUAGCACCGAGCGGGCUGACUUUAACGACCGGUACUGCGGAGUUGCUUCGAUUUUCCGAGGUACAAUCAGCUAUAAAAUCCGACUUUAUCCUCUUACCGUGUGAUCUUAUAUGCGAUAUCCCCGGCGAGGCACUCCUCGAAUCAUGGAUGGUAUCACAGGCUUCUCUCAGUGGGUCCGGGCAAGAGCAUAUCUCGAAACACGGGGGUAGUAUCAAGUUUGCGGAUGUGCGCGGCGAAAACGCCGGACGCAGAGGUGGCCUUGGGGUAUGGUAUCAGACACGUGAUAGAGAAGAAAGUGUCAAGGGAGAGGUUGCGGAUUUCGUUGCGACGGCUCCGUUAGAUCAGAAUGAGGCACCCGUUGUGUAUCCACCAGUUGACGGGCCGGGGUCGAUACGAUAUAAUCUGUCGAAAUUGGUAUAUGCUAUGCCCAUGGAUUCUUUGAAGGAAAAAAUGGAGGAUGAUAAGGGGCUUUUGAUUAGAAAUUCACUUGUCAACAAGCAUGCGCGAGUCAAACUUUUGACUACGUAUCGUGAUGCGCAUAUUUAUGUGUUCCCUUACUGGGUCAAGGAGUUGGCAAGGAGAAACGAUAAAUUCCAGAGCAUAAGUGAAGAUCUGGUUGGUUGGUGGGCGAAAGCAGAGUGGCAAAAGGGGCUAGGCGAGAAGUUGGGUUUCAGGGAAAUUUUCGAAGAGGCAGCGAAUUCAGCAGAUAACGCGAGUCAUGACGGCGAUGAGGUCGAAGAUGAAGUUGACCUGCGGGCCAUGAGUACGACUAAAGCCAGCACCGGCGAGAUUGACGAAGCGAAUUUCACAAAUGGAUUCGCUAGACCGCGGUUAGCUUCACGAGUCAAUACAGCGGCGUCUGAAGCUGAUUUUGACAGCGCUGUAGCAGCUCGAAACAAGCAGUCGAAAUUAGCCAUCCCGCCAAUCUUUGCCUACAUACACUCUUCACUGCCUUCCGCACCAUUGGUACGACGCGUUGAUAGUUCGGCUCUGUUACUGUCUGUUUCACUGAAGCUUGCUAAAUUGGAAUCCAUUGAAGAGAUUGGGCGGCCGAAUUCGUCUCCGUUCGCCCAUACCGCCAAAGUCGCAUACCCAGCUGGCAUCGCUCAACGCUGCACGGUGACCAGACAAGACUGUCUGCUAGCAGAGAACGUGACCGUGGAAGAGAAAUGUGUCAUCAAGGAGAGCGUCAUUGGCGCUAACUGCCACAUUGCCUCCGGCGCACGGCUUACGCGCUGUGUUGUUAUGGCGGGCGCAGUUAUCGGUCCGCGAUCAGUCUUGACAGGCUGCGUUAUCGGUCAUCGAUCCAAAAUCGGUCGUGAGUGCAACCUUAAGGAGUGCGAAGUUCAGGACGGUAAUGCGGUGCCGGACGAGACGGACGCCAAAAAUGAGAAGUUUAUGGUCUUUGAAGGUCUUGAUACUGAGGAUGGCGAUGGGGAAGGGAUGAGUAUGGACGAAGAUGCCAUGGGCGAUGGUGGGAAGAGGUUUGAUGAGGGAGGGACCGAUUUGGGCUUCUAA
Messenger RNA from Talaromyces stipitatus ATCC 10500, 1800 nucleotides. Its product is annotated as eukaryotic translation initiation factor subunit eIF2B-gamma, putative. The transcript has 2 exons. Gene Ontology annotation, biological process: cytoplasmic translational initiation. The coding region runs from base 1 to 1800 and encodes 599 amino acids. NCBI's taxonomy places the organism in Eukaryota, Fungi, Ascomycota, Eurotiomycetes, Eurotiales, Trichocomaceae. Gene Ontology annotation, molecular function: translation initiation factor activity; guanyl-nucleotide exchange factor activity. Gene Ontology annotation, cellular component: eukaryotic translation initiation factor 2B complex; guanyl-nucleotide exchange factor complex. The record is from RefSeq and is a predicted model, not a curated record.